Humulus lupulus (European hop) is the source of this 716-nucleotide messenger RNA. RefSeq names its product large ribosomal subunit protein eL36y-like. Gene Ontology annotation, molecular function: structural constituent of ribosome. Lineage: Eukaryota; Viridiplantae; Streptophyta; Magnoliopsida; Rosales; Cannabaceae. Gene Ontology annotation, cellular component: cytosolic large ribosomal subunit; ribosome. Gene Ontology annotation, biological process: cytoplasmic translation. The transcript has 4 exons. Bases 144 to 476 code for a protein of 110 amino acids. The record is from RefSeq and is a predicted model, not a curated record.
ACCAACUAGGGCUUCUAAUAUAUAUAUAAAUAUAUAUAUGUAUUUAUUCGUUAGGGUUUUACUCGGCCGUCUGUGUUCUUCGCCAUUAUUUCCUUCGCCUUUGCCACUGGUUUCUGGUUGCAGAAGCAAAAUUGUAAGAGGUAAUGGCUCCUAAGCAGCCCAAUACGGGCCUCUUUGUGGGUUUGAACAGAGGACAUGUUGUGACCAAGAAGGAAUUAGCUCCAAGGCCCUCUGACCGCAAAGGGAAAACCAGUAAGAGGGUACAUUUCGUCAGAAACUUGAUUAGGGAAGUCGCUGGAUUUGCACCAUAUGAGAAGAGGAUUACUGAGCUUCUGAAAGUUGGAAAGGACAAGCGUGCUCUGAAAGUGGCUAAGAGGAAGCUUGGAACCCACAAGAGGGCGAAGAAGAAGCGUGAGGAGAUGUCCAAUGUUCUCCGCAAGAUGAGAGCUGGUGGAGGUGCUGAGAAGAAGAAAUGAGAAUUAUUUUUCUGGUUGUAUUUGUGUUAGCCUUAGAAUCCAAGUUCCUUUGAGAUUUUGAUCUGAGACGAGACUUCAUUUCAAAUAUUUGUUUGUUAAAGCGACAUUAACUCUGGAAAUUAUGAAAUGUGGCCUUUAUUUUUGGUUUUAUGAUAGCGCUUUUUUUUUUGACAAUUAUGUGUGGCCAAGUUUGGUCUUUACAUGUUCUAGUUUUGAAUUUAGACAAUGUCUUUACAAUUA